Brassica oleracea var. oleracea is the source of this 631-nucleotide messenger RNA. Its product is annotated as vacuolar protein sorting-associated protein 45 homolog. The coding region runs from base 1 to 471 and encodes 156 amino acids. Gene Ontology annotation, cellular component: Golgi membrane. The transcript is spliced from 5 exons. The record is from RefSeq and is a predicted model, not a curated record. Gene Ontology annotation, biological process: vesicle-mediated transport; intracellular protein transport. NCBI's taxonomy places the organism in Eukaryota, Viridiplantae, Streptophyta, Magnoliopsida, Brassicales, Brassicaceae.
AUGUACCAUUUCAUUGUGUUCCCCAACUCUCCCAAGUACAAACAAGGGCUUGUUCAAUUUCUCUUGAAACAAGCCGGCGUAGAGAAGCGUACUGGUGAUCUGUUUGGAAACAGAGAUCUUUUGAAUAUAGCACGCAACAUGGCUCGUGGACUUAAGGGGGUUGAGAAUGUGUACACUCAACAUCAGCCACUUUUGUUUCAAACAAUGGAGAGCAUAACCAGAGGGAGAUUGCGAGAUGUGGAUUACCCCUUUGUUGGAGAUCAUUUUCAACAGGGACGGCCACAAGAGGUGGUGAUAUUCAUGGUUGGUGGAACAACGUACGAGGAAUCACGCUGCGUUGCUCUACAAAACUCGACCAACUCCGGGAUUCGGUUUAUUCUGGGCGGCACCGCAGUGCUUAAUUCCAAGAGGUUUCUCAUGGACUUGGAAGAAGCACAAAGGAUAUCAAGAUCAGGUAGCCAUAUGGUGUGAAGAGGGUUAUAACAAAAGAGAUUGUGCAUUAGUAGUCUAUAUAUAAGAUUCUUGCUUAUGAUAAAUAUUUGACUACAGAAGAAUUAAACAUGCGUGUCAUAAUUUUUGGAGAGACAAUGAUAGAAGAAGAGGUUCUUCGAAUCAUUCCUACAUUUGAUGA